Leptopilina boulardi is the source of this 867-nucleotide messenger RNA. RefSeq lists its product as uncharacterized. The record is from RefSeq and is a predicted model, not a curated record. Bases 1 to 867 code for a protein of 288 amino acids. The transcript has 3 exons. NCBI's taxonomy places the organism in Eukaryota, Metazoa, Arthropoda, Insecta, Hymenoptera, Figitidae.
AUGGACGAAAUUCUCAACAUUCCAGCAGCAGUGAAUUUUGAUGAGUCCAUAGCUCAUUAUGAAAUUCAUGCUCAUCAACCGUAUGCUUCAUCCUCUUUUAACAAUAGUGAUGAAAUUCGAAUUGCAGUUCAACAUCAAGAUUUAUGUAUUCUACCGAGUAAAAGUUCAUUGCACAUAUUUGGGAAAUUGACUAAAAAUGAUGGUAUUGCUGUUACAGAAAACGUGCACUUAAGUAGCAAUGCAAUAUGUUUUUUAUUUGAUGAAAUUCGCUAUGAAUUAAAUGGUAUCGAGAUUGAUCGAUGCAAAUACGUUGGACAUACAACUAUUAUGAAAAAUUUAGUAUCUCUGACUCCACCUCAAUUAAAUCUAAUUGAAAAUGCAGGGUUUUCAAAAAUUACAGCUGAUGCAAGAAUUUCUUUAGAAAAUGGAUACUUUGAUAUUACAAUACCACUUGGCAUGAUUUUUGGUUUUGCUGAGGAUUAUAAGAAAAUUGUUAUGAACGCUAAACAUGAACUUAUUUUAACAAGAGCACGUAAUGACACUAAUGCUAUAAUUCAAACAGAUCCUUUAAUUUCAAUAAGUUUUCGAUCAUGGGAAAUGUACGAGUAUCCGUUACUUCCAACAAGUUCAAAAGUCCUAUGGCAAAUAAAAACAUCAACACAAUUGGAGAAACCACGAUAUGUAAUUGUAGGAUUUCAAACAGCAAGAAAAGAUAAACGAAAAAAAUAUGCCUCAUCAGUAGAUGUACGUUUAGAAUUUGAAUCAGGAAAUAAUAUGCCGGCUGAGACCACUGCAUAUUGCCUCAUUAUUCAUGACCGCGUUGUACAAUAUAAACCAAUCAGCGGCGUCGUCAAGAAGCUGCUGUAG